AUUUUAACAUUCCAAUAAAUAAUCCCUUUUAUAAUCCCUAUAGCUCAUCCCUGUUAUCAUCCCUGUAGGUUAUACAGUUUAUCAUCCCUAUAGGUUAUAGAGUUUAUCAUCCCUAUAGGUCAUCCCAAUUAUCAUCCCUAUAGGUCAUAUGUUUUAAAAUCCCUAUAGAUCAUCCCUAUAGGGCAUCCCUGUUAUCUUCCCUGUAGGACAUACAGUAUAAAACCCCUAUUGAUCAUCCCUUGUAUCAUCCCUAUAGGUCAUACAUUUUAUAAUCCCUAUAGGUCAUCCCUUUUAUCAUCCCUAUAGGUCAUAUAUUUUAAAAUCUCUGUUGGUCAUUUUGUUUGCCAUCACUUUUACGCAUCCCUGGCAGAUCCUGUCUGGCAAGGAAGGUUUUUAUUUUUGCAGACAUGGCAACACCCUUGGACACUCUCAGCCUCUCCCAGCUGCUGGAUCUCGCCAUCGGGAUGCCCCAGAAUGGAGCCGUCCACUUUGCGGCCAUGAGGAAACUGCUGCAGGCCGUGCUGGGGCACCUGGACGUGCAGUACCUGACAGCCCAGGAGCCGUGGACGGGCGAGCUGAGUGGCCCCUCACUGGCUGAGUUGGCCACUGAUGUAAAACAAAUGAAAAAGGAAAUGGAAGCUGUCAAGACAUUCAUGCCAGAGAUUUUCUCUCAGGCUCUUGAUGAGGAGAGUGGUGAGGCCAAAGGUGUGCCAAGGAUCCCAGUGGCGCAGUCCCGCAUGGCAGAGGACAUGAAGAAGAUCAUGGAGGAGUAUGAUCAGGCCAUGGCUGACUACCAGGAUCUCCGUGAGGAGAUUGGCAUGAUUAAGGUGACACAGUCCAACAUGGCUCAGAAGAUGAAGGAGACCCUUGCAUUGAUGAAGAAGAUGGAGGAUGACAUUGCACAGCUGAGGGAGGAUAUUGCUAAGUGGAAAGAAGAGACCAAUGAGCAGAUCACUCAGCAACUGGAGUCCGUGCUGCAGGAGACAAAGAGUGAACUCAAGAAGUUGGAGGAGCAGCAGGAGAUGAGGAAUGCCAUGCUGGAGCAGCUGGUGACUGAGACAGCCAACCAGAUGCAGGAGAAGCUGGGCGAGCUGGAGGAGACAGUGAGCACCGUGCAGGAGGAGCAGGAGAAGGCAAAGUGCUCCAAGUGCACCUUCGACUACAAAGUGCUUUUGGGGGAGCUCGUCCAGCGCUGUGAGAAACUCGAGGAGGAGGUGGAGUCCCUGGAGUCCCGGCAGACAGCUGUGGGCAAGGUGGAGAACAUCAUAAAGCAAAGGAGCCAGGACCAGCAGCUCCUGCAGCACAUAGAGGACAAGGUCAGGAAGAUUCAAGGGGACUGUGAGGAGCUCAGCUUGGUCUCAGAGAACCUCCAGAAGGACUGUGAGGAAAAGCAGAAAGCUAUUGAGAUGCUGUUCCAGUCCUUGGAGACACUGAAGAAGAACAAAGCAGAGGAGCAGAACAUGUUGGCGGCAAAGGACAUGAAAUCUGCCUUGGGCAGCAAAGUCAGUUGCACCCAGUUUGAGGCGAGCAUGGAGCGGAUAGAUCAGAGGAUGCAGGAGAUGCAGGGCCAGGUGUUGGGACAGAAUGAGCACUGGAACGAGGUGGAACAGCAGCUCAGCAACAUGAUGGAAAACAAGCUGGAUCGCCUGGAGCUGAAGCCUUUCCAUAAGCAGAUGGAGAAAACCUGGCAGAAGAGCAUCAAAGAACUCGAGAAGAAGAUGGCCGAGAGUGACAGCGCUGCUGGGCUGAGGAAGCAGCUGCCAGUCCCUUUCACGUGCCUGUCCUGUGACCGCCCGGUCAAAACGCAGGUUCCUGGCCCGAAACCCGAGACACUCCCGUACUUGCAGCCACUGCCCCCCAUCAAGGAUGCACAACACAGCCAAAGGAGAACAGUGGUCAAUGGCAAGAUCCCCCGAGUGAUACCGAGCACUGGGAGCCCUCAGAGCAGCAGAAGCCUCGGGCAGCACAUCCAGGCUUCCCCCCGGAACAACGUGCGGCUGAAGGGCAUCACAGCACUCCCCAGCAGGCCUAACGUGACCAUAGUGGUGGGCACUUCUGGCCCCAACUCCCCGGACCAGAAGGACCAGACUCCUGCGGUGGACAGCACACAGGAAGAGCCAGGCCCUUCCACCUCACAGGAGCAACGGCCAGCCAAGACCCGCAAGCCCAAGCACGUCUCCUGGGCACCACAGCUCACCCAGAUAAAGAUCAUCCCAGCCCGUGAGACGUCACCUUCCCCAACCAGAGAGACAGGAGAGAACAACCGGUACGCAGACAUAGACAUCGAAGAAGAGAGAAGAAUAGCGUUUGAGGAGUUGGUUAAUUUAAUAAAGAAGUAAUAAAAAUGCAGACAUAGCCUG
This is a messenger RNA of Chiroxiphia lanceolata (lance-tailed manakin), 2360 nucleotides long. Its product is annotated as glutamine-rich protein 2-like. The record is from RefSeq and is a predicted model, not a curated record. The coding region runs from base 408 to 2339 and encodes 643 amino acids. The transcript is spliced from 16 exons. Lineage: Eukaryota; Metazoa; Chordata; Aves; Passeriformes; Pipridae.